Molecule: messenger RNA, 354 nt
Organism: Naegleria gruberi
Lineage: Eukaryota; Heterolobosea; Eutetramitea; Acrasida; Naegleriidae
Exons: 2
Coding region: 25-321 (98 amino acids)
Biological process (GO): translation
Cellular component (GO): ribosome; cytosolic large ribosomal subunit
Molecular function (GO): structural constituent of ribosome
Source: RefSeq, a predicted model, not a curated record
CUCAAAGUCAACACUAGCCAAAAAAUGGUGAACUUCCCAAAGCAAUUGAAGGCCUACUGUCAAAAGUGUGCUACUCACAAGGAACACAAGGUUACCCAAUACAAGGCUGGUAAGGCCUCUCUCUGGGCUCAAGGUAAGAGACGUUACGAUCGUAAGCAAAAGGGUUAUGGUGGUCAAACCAAACCAAUUUUCCACAAGAAGGCUAAGACUACCAAGAAGAUCGUUCUCAGACUCCAAUGUAAGGAAUGUAAGAGAAUCAACCAAAGAGGAAUCAAGAGAUGUAAGCACUUCGAACUCGGUGCCAAGAAGAAGACUUUGUAAAUCUCUUUAAUAAAACCUUUAUAAUCAAAAUUC